Aureococcus anophagefferens is the source of this 1245-nucleotide messenger RNA. RefSeq lists its product as hypothetical. NCBI's taxonomy places the organism in Eukaryota, Pelagophyceae, Pelagomonadales, Pelagomonadaceae. Gene Ontology annotation, cellular component: cytoplasm. Bases 1 to 1245 code for a protein of 414 amino acids. The transcript has a single exon. Gene Ontology annotation, molecular function: glycylpeptide N-tetradecanoyltransferase activity. The record is from RefSeq and is a predicted model, not a curated record. Gene Ontology annotation, biological process: N-terminal peptidyl-glycine N-myristoylation.
AUGCGCCAGUCCGGGUCCCUCGGCGCGAGCAGCAGCACGCCGGCGGCGGCCAAGGGCGGCGACGACGCGAGCGGCGUGCACAAGUUCUGGGACACGCAGCCCGUGCCCAAGCUCGGCGAGUCCAUCAGCGACGUCGACGUCAACGACGUCAUCGAGCCGAACAAGCCCUCGAGCGCGCUGCGCCAGGAGCCCUUCAAGAUGCCCGAGGGCUUCGCGUGGUCCGACCUCGACGUCACGUCCGAGGACAUCCUCAAGGAGAUCUACACGCUGCUCAACGAGAACUACGUCGAGGACGACGACGCCAUGUUCCGCUUCGACUACUCCAUGCCCUUCCUCGAGUGGGCUUUGACGCCGCCGAACUACGACACGUCGUUCCACCUCGGCGUCCGCAACGAGCGGUCCGGGUCCAAGCUCAUGGCCUUCAUCACGGGCGUGCCGGCGACGGCCGUCGUCCGCGGCAAGCCCGUGCGCGUCGUCGAGAUCAACUACCUCUGCGUCCACAAGCGGCUCCGCACGAAGCGCCUCGCGCCCGUGCUCAUCAAGGAGAUCACGCGCCGCGUGAACUUGAAGGGCGUCUUCCAGGCCGUCUACACGGCCGGCGUCGUGCUGCCCAAGCCCGUGGCGUCCUGCCGCUACUACCACCGGUCCCUGGACCCGAAGAAGCUCAUCGAGAUCGGCUUCUCCCGGCUCAUGCCCCGCAUGACGAUGGCGCGGACGAUCAAGCUCUACAAGCUGCCCGACCGGCCCGUCUGCGGCCGGCUCCGCGCGAUGACCCCGGACGACGUGCCCCAGGCCCACGCCCUCCUCUCCAACUACCUGUCCAAGUUCGCCCUGGCGCCGAAGCUGGACGUCGACGAGUUCGCGCACUGGGUCCUCCCGCGGCCGGGCGUCAUCGACAGCUUUGUCGUCGACGACGGCACCGCGGCCAAGAACGUCACGGACCUCUGCUCCUUCUACCACCUGCCGUCGACGGUCAUCGGCCACGAGAAGCACUCGACGCUCAAGGCGGCCUACUCCUUCUACAACGUCGCGACGUCCAUGCCGCUGCAGGACCUCAUGCGCGACGCGCUCGUCUGCGCGAAGCGCGUCGACAUGGACGUCUUCAACGCGCUCAACAUCAUGGAGAACGACGCCUUCCUCAAGGAGCUCAAGUUCGGCAUCGGCGACGGCCACCUCCAGUACUACCUCUACAACUGGAAGUGCGCCGAGAUGCAGCCCAACGACAUCGGCCUCGUCCUCCUUUAG